GAGCAUUGGCUACAUUAUUUCUCCUUCACCAUGUCUCGCUUGGAAGUUUGAGAUUUGAGCUUACAGCUCUCUUGACAUAAACUGGUGGGCGGACGACGAAGUUAUCCAAGAACAAGCCAAUCCGGAGUGGUUCCUUGAGUUUGCACGCAAAGAUGGAGGGUUCUCUAGAGCGCAGGCGUGAUGAUCUAACUAUCGUAGCUCAGGUCAACGUGAACCUCAUGAAAAUCAAUCUGGCUGGACUGACGAAUCCAGCUCAGAUUUCCAUUCAGCUCGUUUCUCAGACACCAAAUGCCGAUAGCCCAGGUUCGACCGAGCCAAGUAAAAGUGCCGAGGUAACCCUUGUCAACCCUCCACCAGCAAAUGGAACGGCGAGUCAAGCUGACGAAUAUGACAAUCAGUUUCCAGUGGUGGUGCCAAGCUUCUUGCUAAAAUUUACGCAGCUCGCAGACGAUUUCCAAGUCGGAGCAAUUAUUGUGAGAAACAAUAACAAGGAACGGUUCUACCUCGAUUCGGUGAAGCUGAACAUCCAUGACGUACCCAAAGAUUCAAACGACUGGGACUGGGUUUUCGAGUGUGACAGUCAGGUUCACCCCACAGUCGACCCCGAGAAGGACUUCCGGGUGUAUUUUCAUCGUAAGGCGGUUUUUGCCCACGAAACCCUCUGGAAACUGAUGGACCACGAGCUCCAUCGAAUACGUGGAGACUUGCGUGGAGCAGUGAAACACCUAGAAGACGACGCGACACAGCUAGCAGACGACUUAAUUUACGAGUUCGAUAAAUAUAAUGACUUGGGAUACGAUUUCGUUUUGGGUGGCUCUCCAUUUCCAUACCCUCGUCGCUUCAGAUGUACUUCACUCUUCGAGCAGAGUGACAGCACCACUGGACAUGGAAACACCGUGUUGCAGACAUUCAUCCACGCACUUCUUGACAAAGUCACAGACUGGUGUUUUCAUGGAACGCCAGUGGAAGAUCCCAAGAAGACUUUCGGCAGCAUCCUCGAGAUUGCUGGAAUGGAUAAUCGGUUUGAAACUACGAUCAAGUGCCUCGAAGCCCACAAAGUGCUGGAUGUUUUCCUCGACGUGUUCCAUCAGUCGAUAUUAAGCAAGAAUCCUUUUAUCGUCUUUCUGGAGAAAUUCAUCAACGUGUUCAAGGAAUUACUGCAAGCCAUUAAUCUUCCGCAGCCGAGAUCUGUGCUAACUUUGACGCCCGGAGUCGGAGGCACUUGGUAUGACGUUCUGAUGAACGACGAGGAGUUCGGGCGGCAAGCUCUGGCGGGCAUGAACCCGGCCGUCAUUACGCGUUUGCAGACCUUUCCUCCGAGUGAUACCGGAAAGAAGAUUACUGGCCUUCAGCAUGCUGUUGAGGUGUAUCUGAAGUCAAAGCAAUCCACAUUGGAGCAGGCGAUCGAAGAAAACAAGCUUUAUAUAAUCGAUUACCACGACGCCUUCAAGGCCCACGUGGGAGAGAUUAACCAAAUCUCGGGUAGAAAGACGUACGCAGGACGUGCUGUCUUUUUCUACAAGAAGCAUCCAGGCAAAUUGAUCCCCAUCGCCAUCGAGCUAUCUCUACCUAAAGAUAGUGGAGACCAGCAUUGCACAUUACACCGUGUUUUCACCCCUCCUGUGGUUACCCCACAAGAGGUGCAGCCGAUCUCUAACGGUAAGGGAGGUUCGUCAGAUCCGGCCGAUGAGCCGGUGCUCGACUUUUGGUGGGAGCUCGCCAAGAUCCACUUCAUUUCUCUGGACUUCUCAUACCAUGAGCUCGUCAGUCAUUGGCUGUACAGUCACGCAGCGAUGGAGCCAAUCAUCAUCGCCACUAAAAGGACCCUGCUCUCCAGUGUGCAUCCCAUCGGAAACCUGUUGGAACCCACCUUCAGGAACACACUGAAUAUCAACAGCGACGCUCGUCAGAUCCUGAUCAACAAGAUCGGCAUAAUCCCCGACAACUUCACCGCUGGAGAAUACAGCAUGAAAAUCAGCUCUGGUGCUUACCAGACAUGGCGUUUCGACAUGCAAUCAGUUACCAAGGAUCUACUCGCAAGAGGAAUGGCAAUACGAAAGAAAAAGGAUCCGAAGAACCAGAAUGAGGAAGAAGACGUUGAGCUGGUAAUCGAGGACUACCCGUUCGCGCAGGAUGCUUUGAAAAUGUGGACAUUGAUUAAACAUUGGGUCACGGGUUACGUGAACAUAUUUUACAAAUCGUCAGCCGAUGUGCUCAACGACCCACAGAAUCACGGAGCGCUGCAGCAUUGGUGGACCGAGGUGAGAACGAGGGGUCAUCCCGACAUCAAGGAGGGGUGGCCGGAGCUGGACUGCGUCGAACAACUCAUAGAAAUUCUCUCCACGAUCUAUUGGAUAGCAGGCCCGCAUCACGCUGCAGUGAACUUCGGCCAGUACGAUUACGCCGGCUACGUGAUACAGAGAUCAUCCAUGACCCGUCAACUCAUCCCCGAGCUCAACGUGAAGAUGACCCAAGACGCCUGGAGAUCGUACGUACUGGACACCAUAGCCACUCCCAAGCAGACCUUGCAGGUGAUGGCCAUCCUGAAGGUCUUGUCCACCCACUCUGAAGAGGAGCAGUACUUAGGCGAAGACGAGUGGACAUUUAAUGCCCAUGGAAAGAAGAAAGGUCUGAUUCAAGAAAAUGGAGAAGAUGUUGAAGAUAAAGAUGUCGUUGAACAUCGCAAAAAAAAACAUGAAGAUUUGCUUGAAAAAUGGUGGGAAGAUAUCUUCGGGCAUAAACACGCCGGGACUGUGAAGGCUGCUAACCCCGAGAAGGAUUUACAGAAGGUGUUCAAGAUCUUCAGUGACGGCGUUAAUGCACUGGAGAAGGAGAUCGAAGCGGAAAACAAGGCGGCCCGGUCGUUGCCAUGGAGCAACAGAAUCAGCUAUAGCAAGUUGGCAUAUACACUUCUCCUCCCCAAAUCCAAGGCUGGCAUGACGUGCAUGGGGGUUCCAUACAGUACCUCCAUCUAAUGACCCACCUUUUCCAAAAUCUCCUAGCACCUGAUUAUCGAUCAAGACUGUAGAUGUAACAAUUGUACUGAAGCAGCUACGAUCUAGGACUGCAUGUACUAUCUCCGAAGUUUUCAUCUUCUAUAGAGGGAUAAAUUCUGUACUCACUUCCGCGUUCAUUGAUAUAAAUUCAUCCUAUGCGCCAUAUGAGUUU
Molecule: messenger RNA, 3168 nt
Organism: Marchantia polymorpha subsp. ruderalis
Lineage: Eukaryota; Viridiplantae; Streptophyta; Marchantiopsida; Marchantiales; Marchantiaceae
Source: the annotation of a GenBank genome assembly